Molecule: messenger RNA, 3344 nt
Organism: Arvicola amphibius (Eurasian water vole)
Lineage: Eukaryota; Metazoa; Chordata; Mammalia; Rodentia; Cricetidae
Gene: Exoc1
Product: exocyst complex component 1
Exons: 19
Coding region: 145-2829 (894 amino acids)
Biological process (GO): Golgi to plasma membrane transport; exocytosis
Cellular component (GO): exocyst; plasma membrane
Molecular function (GO): phosphatidylinositol-4,5-bisphosphate binding
Source: RefSeq, a predicted model, not a curated record
ACCGGAUACGGGAAGUGGCGGGUUCUGGUCGCUCCUCAUCCCUGCUCAAUUAGAAGCGCUUCACAGCGGCUACGGCUGCCGGUGCCCGUCCGGUGUCGGUCUCCGAGCAUCCGCUUCCGCGGGGCGGCCUGGCGCUGAGGAAAUAUGACAGCCAUCAAGCACGCGUUACAGAGAGACAUCUUCACACCGAGCGACGAGCGCCUGCUGAGCAUCGUGAAUGUCUGCAAAGCGGGCAAGAAGAAAAAGAACUGUUUUCUGUGUGCCACAGUGACAACUGAGCGCCCUGUGCAGGUGAAGGUGGUCAAAGUCAAGAAGUCUGACAAGGGCGAUUUCUACAAAAGGCAGAUUGCUUGGGCCCUUCGCGACUUGGCUGUGGUAGACGCCAAAGAUGCCAUCAAAGAAAAUCCUGAAUUUGAUUUACAUUUUGAAAAAAUCUAUAAGUGGGUUGCCAGCAGCACUGCUGAAAAGAACGCAUUCAUCUCGUGCAUUUGGAAACUGAAUCAGCGCUAUCUCCGCAAAAAAAUUGAUUUUGUCAAUGUUAGCUCACAGCUUUUGGAAGAAUCUGUCCCAAGCGGGGAGAAUCAGAGUGUAACAGGAGGGGAUGAAGAAGCCGUGGACGAGUACCAGGAGUUAAAUGCAAGAGAAGAGCAGGACAUUGAAAUAAUGAUGGACGGCUGCGAGUGUGCGAUCUCCAAUGCUGAAGCCUUUGCGGAGAAGUUGUCCCGAGAGCUGCAAGUGCUCGACGGGGCUAACAUUCAGUCAAUCAUGGCCUCUGAAAAGCAGGUGAAUACUCUGAUGCAGUUGCUGGAUGAGGCCCUAAAGGAGGUGGAUCAGAUUGAGCUGAAACUGAGCAGUUACGAGGAGAUGCUCCAAAGUGUGAAAGAGCAAAUGGACCAGAUCUCUGAAAGCAACCACCUGAUUCAUCUCAGCAACACGAAUAACGUGAAGCUCCUGUCCGAGAUAGAGUUCCUCGUGAACCACAUGGACUUGGCCAAAGGUCACAUAAAGGCCCUUCAGGAAGGGGAUCUUGCUUCUUCCCGAGGCAUUGAGGCCUGCACCAACGCUGCUGAUGCCCUUCUGCAGUGCAUGAAUGUCGCUCUUCGACCAGGCCACGACAUGCUCCUGGCCGUCAAGCAGCAGCAGCAGCGCUUCAGUGACUUGAGGGAGCAUUUUGCCCGAAGACUGGCCAGUCAUCUCAACAAUGUUUUUGUUCAACAGGGUCAUGACCAGAGUUCAACUCUUGCUCAGCAUUCUGCUGAACUGACUCUACCCAAUCAUCAUCCAUUUCAUAGAGACUUGCUCCGAUAUGCCAAGCUGAUGGAGUGGCUAAAGAGUACAGAUUAUGGAAAAUAUGAAGGACUAACAAAGAAUUACAUGGAUUAUUUAUCCCGACUCUAUGAAAGAGAAAUCAAAGAUUUCUUUGAAGUUGCAAAGAUCAAGAUGACUGGCACCACUAAAGAAAGCAAGAAGUUUGCUACACUGCCUCGAAAAGAAAGUGCUGUCAAACAGGACCCAGAGAGUCUCCAUGGGAGCUCUGGGAAACUCACUGGAUCAACUUCUAGUUUGAAUAAACUGAGCGUCCAGAGCUCGGGCAAUCGCAGGUCCCAGUCAUCCUCCCUGCUGGACAUGGGGAACAUGUCUGCCUCUGACCUUGAUGUCGCCGAUAGAACCAAAUUUGAUAAGAUCUUUGAACAGGUACUGAGUGAACUGGAACCGCUGUGUCUGGCAGAACAGGACUUCAUAAGUAAAUUUUUCAAACUACAGCAACAUCAAAACAUGUCUGCAUCAAUGACUGAAGCAGAAGACAUGGAUGGUGGUUCAUUAUCACGACAGCAUAGUUCUGGCACACUGCCGCCUGUUUCAUCUGAGAAAGAUAUGAUUCGCCAAAUGAUGAUUAAAAUAUUUCGCUGCAUUGAACCAGAACUGAACAACUUAAUUGCAUUAGGAGACAAAGUUGAUAGCUUUAACUCCCUUUACAUGUUAGUCAAAAUGAGUCACCACGUGUGGACUGCACAGAAUGUGGACCCUGCGUCUUUCCUAAGUACUACAUUGGGAAACGUUUUGGUGACUGUGAAGAGGAACUUCGACAGAUGCAUUAGUAACCAAAUAAGGCAAAUGGAAGAAGUAAAAAUCUCGAAGAAAAGUAAAGUAGGAAUUCUUCCAUUUGUUGCUGAAUUUGAAGAAUUUGCUGGACUUGCAGAAUCAAUCUUCAAAAAUGCUGAACGUCGUGGCGAUCUGGACAAAGCAUACACCAAACUAAUCAGAGGAGUGUUUGUUAAUGUGGAGAAAGUAGCAAAUGAAAGCCAGAAGACCCCCAGGGAUGUAGUAAUGAUGGAAAACUUCCACCAUAUUUUUGCAACUCUUUCUCGAUUGAAAAUCUCAUGUCUAGAAGCUGAGAAAAAGGAAGCCAAGCAGAAGUACACUGAUCACCUCCAGUCUUACGUCAUUUACUCCUUAGGACAGCCUCUUGAAAAACUAAACCAUUUCUUUGAAGGCGUUGAAGCCCGAGUAGCGCAGGGCAUACGGGAGGAGGAAGUGAGCUACCAGCUUGCAUUCAACAAGCAAGAGCUUCGCAAAGUCAUUAAAGAAUAUCCUGGCAAGGAGGUGAAGAAGGGGCUGGAUAACCUUUACAAGAAAGUUGAUAAGCACUUAUGUGAAGAGGAGAACUUACUGCAGGUGGUGUGGCACUCCAUGCAAGACGAAUUUAUACGCCAGUACAAGCACUUCGAGGGCUUGAUAGCUCGCUGCUAUCCUGGGUCUGGAGUCACAAUGGAGUUCACUAUUCAGGACAUUCUGGAUUAUUGCUCCAGCAUUGCACAAUCUCACUAAACAAGCCUGAUGAAAGAACAAGAAGAAACAAGCACACGCUCAGUACGCCAACACUACAUUAAAAAAUAGAGCAAGUGCUUUAAGAAGGCAGACUCAAGCGUUUGUGUGUGACUAAAUGUCAGAUAACUGUGGUGCUCUGCCCCAGGUCCUGAGUGCAGAGCGCAGCCUGGGGGUCAGUUCUACUUGACCUCCCAGUGAUGUACUUAUGUAAGCCUUGAUCUCAUCGUGAAAUGCCUUCAGCACUCACUUCUCAGUGCUGGGCAGGACAUUUCCCUUCAUUGUCAGCUUCCUGUGUAUGCCAGUGGCUCUCCUGGGAGGAACAGUGGGAGUUCGGCACUCAAUCCUCACCGGCUGCUAACAAAUCAUGGAACUCCGGGAGCAUUAUACAGUAUUGUUUGUCCCUUGUUUAACACGUGUGCACAUGGGCAAGGGAGCUGAAGAGGUAGUCAGUUACCAGCCUGGAUUUUGAGGAUUAUGUGGCUCUGUAUAUUAAAUAAAAAGUUUUUUAAAGUUGA